Varanus komodoensis (Komodo dragon) is the source of this 2758-nucleotide messenger RNA. Its product is annotated as zinc finger and SCAN domain-containing protein 12-like. The transcript has 5 exons. The record is from RefSeq and is a predicted model, not a curated record. NCBI's taxonomy places the organism in Eukaryota, Metazoa, Chordata, Lepidosauria, Squamata, Varanidae. Gene Ontology annotation, molecular function: RNA polymerase II cis-regulatory region sequence-specific DNA binding; DNA-binding transcription factor activity, RNA polymerase II-specific. Gene Ontology annotation, biological process: regulation of transcription by RNA polymerase II. Bases 1 to 2091 code for a protein of 696 amino acids.
AUGAAAACGGAGGAGGAGGAGGGUGUGGGAGCUACACAGAUGGAAGUCUCAGAAAGAUCUGGAAAAAACCUUCCAGUGGGCACCGUUGCUUGCAGAUCCAUGGGGACCUUGGAGGAAAAAGGGAAAUCCACCAAGACGAAGCGUCCUGGGGAUACUGAUGGUCCCCUGCAGAGAGCAGUGCUAUGUGAGGUGAAGGAGGAACCAGAAGAUGACUCGGCUCAGCUCUGGGAAGCACAACGGCAUCUGUUGCUAAGGAUGAUGGCGUCCCCCACCACAGAAUGGAGGGUCCCAGAGUUGCUGGAGGAGGCCUCGCCAUGGAACGACGCCAAGGCCUUCCUGGCCUCCUUCGAGCAAGUGGCUGAGGCCUGCCGGUGGCCCAAGGAGGAGUGGGCAGCCCAGCUCCUGCCAGCCCUCCAUGGUGAAGCCGAGCAGGCCUUUAGCAGCCUGGAUGCCCGAGACAGAGAGGAUUAUGGGAAAGUGAAGGCAGCCAUCUUGCAAGGGGCUGCCUUGAGCAGGGAGACGAUUCGCCAGCGCUUCCGGCAUUUCUGCUACCAGGAAGCCGAAGGACCGAGAGCUGUUUACAGCCGGCUUCAGGGACUUUGCCAUCGCUGGCUAAAAGUCGAGAAACACACCAAAGAGCAGAUCCUGGAGUUACUGGUCUUGGAGCAGUUCCUGACUGUCCUUCCGUCAGAGGUCCAGGGAUGGGUCAGGGCGUGUGGUCCGGAGACCUGUUCCAUGGCAGUGGCCCUGGCUGAGGAUUUCCUGUGGAGGCAGCAAGAGGCCAAGGGGAAGGAAAGCCAGGUGGCGUCAGAAAAAACAGCUACGGGUUUCUCCGAUGCAAGUCAGGCAUCUCAUGACUCCGAGCAGGGACAAAUGUGCAUAGAAACCAAAGAGGAAGAUGACGAUGGAGAAACCGGCCAGUUGGUAGACGAGGCAUGGAUGGCCACCGACGAAGAGAAGUAUGUGCCGGAUGGUUCGGAACUGCGGGAACCGCACAGAAUGCUAGCAUGGAAAGCAGAGGUGAACCUUCCCCCGUGCUGUGAGAAGGAAAAUGCCUUGGCAGAUCAGGAGAGAACAGGCUGUCUGCAAGAGAACCACCCGGGGGAGAAACAGGACGAGCCCGUUCCUUGUGGGGAAGGUCAGAAGACCCCCCGUGAGCUGGACCUCCCUGCAGUCUGGGCUGGAACUGAUGCUGGAGGCUCCCGGAUUCCCAACCCCAAUCUCCUCUCUUGGCUGGAAGAGAAGGAGGAAAGUCUUGCUCGGAUUUCAGAGGAAGGAGAAAGAUUUUCAGAAGGUGCUUGGGAGUACAUGAACGCAGGUGAAAUGCAAGAGGUAUCUUUAGAAAGAACUAGCUCUGAGUGCUUGAAGGUAAACUUGCAGGGUCAAAAUUAUUUAGAGUUGCAGGAGAGAAGUCCAGCUGAGAACAAGGCUAAAUCUGCUAUCCCUCUGGAUGUGGAAUGGACUGAAAUAGCAAUGGAACAGAAAAGUCAAUUUGAUGAGAGCAGGAAUCCGUGUCUUGGUUUUCCCCCAAAGGAAGAUUCCAGUAAAAGCUUGACUGUUGCAAAGAGCUUCACUCAUCAUCAAAGACUCCAACAGGGUGAACCACCACACAAAUGUCUGGACUGUGGAAAGAGUUUCAAUCACAAAGCAAACCUUACUUCUCAUCAGAGGAUUCACAGGCGAGAGAAGCUUUAUAACUGUUCAAAUUGUGGGAAGAGUUUCCUUCGUAAAUCAAUUCUUAAUAUGCACUUGAGAAUGCAUACAGGGCAGAAACCGUUCAGUUGCUCAGAUUGUGGCAUGAACUUGAGUGCUCAGUCUAGCCUCAUUAGACAUCAGAGAAUCCACACAAGAGAGAAGCCAUAUAAAUGCUCAGACUGUGAAAAGAGCUUUAGUCAGAACUCGGACCUCAUUCGGCACCAGAGACUUCACACAGGGGAUAAACCAUAUCAGUGCUUUGAAUGUGGGAAGAGCUUCAGUCGGGGGGACUGCCUUACCUCUCAUCAAAAAAUCCACACAGGGAAAGAUCAGACCAGUGUUCAGGCUGUAGCAACAACAGCUUUUGUGAUAAAUCAGGUCUUAUUCAGCACAUGAGAAUUUAUACAGGUGACAAACUCUAUUUGUCUGCCUUCCCCAACCUGGUGCCCUGCAGGACUGGGUGGGGGAUGUUGAAAGUUGUAGUUCAAUAAGUCUGGAGAGAAGCAGGCCAGAGAAGGCUGGUAUUCAUGUUUCAGAAAGAAUGCUCAGAAAGAAUGCAAUCCCUGUUUCACAGCAAAGAAUCCCCCAAGGGGCCAUCCAUGCAAACGAAGCUUUUCACAGACAGAUCAAUCUGCAACCUGCUAAUUACAUGUUCUCUUACAGAAGAGAAGUGAUACAAAUGCUCAGCUUUUAGGAUCAAGCAAAUAGACCUGACUGGAACAUUCAUGAAACCAUUUAGUUAUGCAGGGGACAAAUUGAAAUUCAUACUGAACAACUGGGAAUGGGUGAGAAAAAAUCUAAAUCUUCCGUUUCUUCUCCAUUAGUCUCGUCAAAGCUAAAUCAGCUUUUUGUUGCUGGUUUUCAUAGAAACUUUGCUAGCUUGCUACAUACAUAAUAGUCCAUUUGCUUUUCUCAUAUGUUUUCAUGUAGCAUUAUAUGUUAUCUUUGCUACACCUAAUUGUUUAAAUAAAUAAAUUUUUGUUAACAGGGAAACUGCACCAUGAAAAUCUACCUACUCAAAGGUAUGAACAAAGUAUAUUUUUUAAAAAAUGAUGACCAAGUU